AUGUUCAAGGCUUUGAUCUUCUUUGCUCUCGGUGAGUUUUUGACUUGAAUUAAAUGUGAGCAUAAAAUAAAUUGAGCUCAUUUUCAGUCAGCUACGCUGCUGCUUCAUGCUUGAGUUGCAUCUGUCAACGUGAAUCUGGUUGUAAACCAAUCGGAUGUCACAUGGAUGUUGGAUCACUCUCCUGUGGAUACUACCAAGUGAGAUCUAGGCUCCUAGAGCUCUGCAAGCCUAGUUUAGCAAUCCAAACCCAAACAUUUUUCAGAUCAAAAUCGGCUACUACGAGGAUUGCGGUCAACCAGGAAAGAAAUCCGGAGAAUCCACCGAAACCGCCUGGAAACGAUGCGCCGACGACUACAACUGUGCCACAUCAUGCGUUGAAGCCUACUACAACCGCUACAAGAGUCAAUGCUCCGGAACUGGACAAGGAGCUUGCGAAGUCAUGGCCCGUAACCACAACGGUGGACCACAAGGAUGCAAACACUCUGGAACUCUCGCUUACUGGAAUGGAGUUCACAGCUGCUGUGGAUGCUCAUAA
Messenger RNA from Caenorhabditis angaria, 535 nucleotides. The record is from the annotation of a GenBank genome assembly. NCBI's taxonomy places the organism in Eukaryota, Metazoa, Nematoda, Chromadorea, Rhabditida, Rhabditidae.